Molecule: messenger RNA, 5438 nt
Organism: Folsomia candida
Lineage: Eukaryota; Metazoa; Arthropoda; Collembola; Entomobryomorpha; Isotomidae
Exons: 7
Coding region: 461-4882 (1473 amino acids)
Biological process (GO): regulation of transcription by RNA polymerase II
Cellular component (GO): nucleus
Molecular function (GO): DNA-binding transcription factor activity, RNA polymerase II-specific; RNA polymerase II cis-regulatory region sequence-specific DNA binding
Source: RefSeq, a predicted model, not a curated record
GGGAACCAUUUGCAAUUUUAACGAGUUUUCAGUUUUAUAGUUUUAAAAAUUAAUUAUACCAAUAAGUUUGGUAACUGUUGUGUGUUUUUAAAUAGUAGUGGAAUUGGUAUUAGACUAUUCUUCCUGGUGUACAGAUCGUGUAGAGGAGAUAGGACAAUUAGAUUUUAAUAUUUUAACUUGUUUGGUGAUUUUGAAGAAUUUAAAUUUUAACGAUUUUAAUGAUAAUGACAAAUAGCAGGCAAUAGGUAAGAAGAGUGUGCGAUUGUUGUUAUCUUCAACCUGGCGGCGAAAUACGGGGGAGGAUUUUAUUUGGAGAGAAAUGUCAAUUUCUAGUGUAAAGGGGGACCAUCAGGUGGUUGGAUUAAAGGAAUAAGGUUUUAGGACACGUCUUAUCUAUGGAACAUAUGGAUAUAAAUUCAAUAAGCUCAAACAACAUACAUGUAGUUACUAUUACGGGGGGAUGUCAUUUACCAUCAGAACCUCCCACUGUUUGAGGCAAGGGAACUUAGGGAACCGACGAAGAAACCCAAGGAUUUGCAGUGUUAAUGCAAAAAAUAAGAAAAACGACUUGAAGAAACAACUGAACAUUUUAAAAUCCAGAAAAUCUGCUCGUCCUCAGCCCCCUACAUCUGUUAAAUGUAUAAGUAUUAAAAGAACUACAGAACUUCUAAACAGACGUGUUAUUCGGGAGAACUCUAAUAUUCCUGUAGCGAUUAAAAGAACUGAACAAAAGUCACAAUCUAGAAAACGAUCCGGACUAAAGUUAAUCCCCCUUUCAGGAAAGUGGGCAAGUUGUCGAGAUAAAAGAUUGUCUUGUUCUGUUCCAACAGUUUCGAUAAGUUCAGAGUGUAAGCGUAAAGCAGAAAUGAAGUUGAGAAAAAUUCAAUCAAAGAAGAAAAUCCCCAACGAUGAAGAAGAAGAGGAAGAAGAUAGCAAUUCCGACUUGGAGGAUGAGGAUGAAGACUCGUCCAUUGAAGAAUCCCCGCGUUCAUCUUCUGAUAUUGAAACGGAUUCUGAUGAGGAAGACACACUUGACCACCAUUCUAAAAAGAGUUAUCCCUUACGGAGAAAGUCACCUCAUCUAUUUGUUGAAAGACGGCAUACGCCUCCCGCAAGAACGGAAAGUCCAUCAGAUUCCUCGUCCGAAUCACUGCUAGAUAUUCCUCCCCCAACAACUCAUCAAAAAUGGACUUCAUCCCCACCUCCAAUUCUACCCAAGGAGAAAGAAAAAGAUAACAAACCUUCAUCAGCAUCAGCAGCAACCUCGCCAGGAAAAUCUCCAACGAAACGAGUAGAACAUAAAGCACAUUCUCUAAAGAGUAGUGAACCAGUUAGAGCUUUGCGGUCGUCCUUUUCGUCAUCCGAAGGGGUGGUCAUCAUCCAUGCGAAAGAUCUAUUGCAGCAAAAACAGCGUGCUUCACAAUCUAAUCAGAAUGCAAAGAAAACGGCACUACCCAGUAUAACUCCUACUAAACGUCUUCGAAGAUCACCAGAACGUGACAAGUCACGUCAGUCGAGUCAACCUUCCACGUCUACUAAUUCCAGCAAACCCUCAACUACGAUAAAUGAUAAACCUCCCACAUUAGAAAAAUCUUCUUACUCUUUGCGUCAUUUGGAACACAAGAGUACUUCACCAACAAAGAAAAAAACUUUGGAAGAAUCUACCCCCACAAAAACUCCAACAGUUGCUCCUGUCACCAACAAUGUCGUGGUAGUUGACACAAUUUUACCUCCAAAAAAGAAACCAGGAAGGCCCAGAAAAAUCCCGUUAGAUUCAAGUUUAAUCCAGGCAGCCACUCCUCCGGUGCAAUCUGCUGAUGUACCUCCUGCAAAACGAACUCGCCGAACUACAUCAAAUGAAUUAUUAGCUUCUCGGCAACAACAUGCUCCAGUUAUUCCACCACCUCAAACGAAAACAAAAACCUCCCCUGAUUCCGAACCAAAGAAAAGAUUUCGACGAAAAUUUCAAGACCCUGCAAAUCAACAACGACGUGACGCCAUCGCUUUGAGAGCUCGUCAGAGUAAAAUUAUGGCAAAAUCUCGUGUUUUGCAGUCGAAUAAGUACAGUUUUAAUGCAAGUUGGAGAAAACCUCUGACUGGUCCCACCGCCACCAAAUCUACAGAAUCAUCUUCUCCCGUUUUACCCGUAAUUAAUGAGGAUGAUGAUGCCGAUCAGUCAUCCUCUUCUGGGGAUGAUGAAAGUAAUGACACACCACCACCAGCUUUACCCACUUUAAAAAGUCAGCAGGACAUCACCGGGUUUUCCUCUAAGCGACAACCAACAAAGCACAGUCCUGUCGCAAAGUGUGAUAUUUGCAAUCUGACUUUCACCCGAAAGUUCAGCCUCACCAAACACCUCGCGACGCGACAACAUCAAAAAAUGCUGAGAAAAUGUGGCAUCAAGGAGACUCGAAAACUUAAAAAGAAUAAUGAAGAGAAGCAGCGUAACAAAGUUAAGAGACAGAAGCGACGAGAAAUUGUGGCUCCCACUUCCACUGCCAAAGACCCUCUCGUGCUGGAACGCUUUUUCGAUGACGAGAACGGAUUUGAUGGUGCAGUUGACAACGAAGAAGGAGAUGAAGAGGAUGAGGAAGUAAUUGAAGAAGUCAAAUCUAUCCCUCCUUGGUUAUCUGGUCGAGCUGAUGGUCCAAAUAAUUACGUUUGCGACGUCUGUGGUGACAUAUUCAUCAAAAAGUUUGACUUCUCUGCCCACUUGUGGAGUCAUCGGGAAGGGUCCGACCUCGUCUGUGUCGAUUGUGGAUUGAAAUUUGCAGAGAGCGACAAAUACAAUGAACAUAUUGAUCAAGCUCACAUUAUUGAUGUCAAGUUUUGCUGCCAAAUCUGUCCGUCUAAAUUCAACCGAGAGGAUUAUCUCGCCAAACAUAUGAAAUCCCACUCUCGGGACACAGACGAGAGGUUUAUUUGUUCUUUUGCUCUUUGCGAAAAAAAGUUUUCAGCCUAUGAAAAUCUGGCGAGACAUUUCGAUAUCAAACAUCUCCAGUUGGGGAGGCCAAAGGUAGAAAUAUUGGACAAUGACACGAACAACGAUAAGUAUUCGACGUUUCCGGCAAGUUUUUUGAAUGUUAAGAGACGCCUAGCCGCCCUUCAAUCUGAGUAUGCGGAAGGAAACUUUGACAAUAUUAAUAAUGACUCUGGCGAUGAUGAUGAGGAUGAUAAUGAAUAUGACGACGAAGAAGAGGAGGAGGAGGAGGAAGAAGAAGAAGAUAUUGACGAGGAUGAAGAGGACGAGGAAAAUGAACCAGAAGACGACGGAGCUAUUGUUCCACAAGAUGACGACGAAUGGACUGAGAUGACAGCUCAAAAGAAAAGAAAAAGUCGACAGAAACAAAUCCAAAAAUCAGAAAAUGACGAUGAGAUCUCCUUAAAUAACAGUAUACAAAAUUAUCUCCAGCGAAAUUGGAUCAAUGAUAACUCAAUCAUCGGAUGUGGUGUGAACCAGUCACGAUCCAGCCAUCUCAGAACACCCUUCAACUAUACCCCACUCUCUUGCAAAGAUUGUGGCCUAAGUUUUGAUAGUAGAAAACUCCUCGUCGAGCACGUCAACCAGACGGAGCGAUACAUGUGCCAAGUUUGUAAAAAGAAGUUCAAGUGGAGAUACUUGCUGAAUCGACACAUGACACGACACGCUAGGGGAAAGCAACAGGCAAAGACCAAGUUACUGGCGAAGAAAAAGUUUUCCAAACUGAAACAAAGUUUCCUGAAGCAUCGACAAAUGCAAUUGCAAACCACUAAACCUAAAUUAGCACCAAUAAAGCCAAUAACUCCCACACCGACUCUCCCAACAACAAUGCCAACUUCUACUGUAGGAAUACAAGUCACAAAAGAAUCUCUACCUCCUCCUCCUCUCCACGUUCCUGCUACAACAAUUUCUUCCUCAAAUAAACCAAUAGUAGUAGCAGCGACAGUAGCUCAUCAAAAGGUCACUAGUGUGGCCAAAGUGAAGAGCAUUUUUUCCGUUCCUGCUCCUGCUCCUCCUCAUCUCGUACCAAUCCUCCCUGCUCCUCGGCCAACAGUCAGUAAAGCAGCCCUGCCAUCAGUCACCCCUCUCUCAACAGUGGUCAAGGUCUCUACUGCUACUCUGCUUCCAAAACCACCAAGGAUGUCGUCCUCGAAUAGUUUAGCAUCGCCGCCAACCUCCACUAAGUCCACAAAAUCGGAUCCGCUUGGGUCAUCGGUGCCCGGGUCGGUGUGCGAUUUGGAAGAGCCCUCCACUUCGUCGUCCACCACUUCUGCAACUUCAACCAUCGUACGGAAAACCACAUUCGAACCGAAGGCUGGACAGGGUAACAAAUAUUAUAGUUGUGAACUCUGUCCAAAGUCUUUCACCGAUCGGAAUACACUUACAGUUCACACUUGGUUUCAUCAAAGCGAGUCCCUCUACAGUUGUCCAAACUGUGAGGCCAAAUGUGAGAGGAAGAGCGACUUUGAGCUUCAUUACAAAUGUCAUGAAUUAGACCAGCCCUUCUUUCUAUGCUAUGUUUGCUUCAAGCCUUUUCGAUGGAAGAAAGAUAUGAUUCGACACGUCAGAAAAAAGCAUCCGGACGAAGCCACAUAUCGAUGUCUUUAUUGCAAUGAACGAUUCAGAAUUAAUGACGAGCUAAAUGAUCAUAUUUCCGAGAGCCAUGCUAAACAUAGAUCCUUCCCUUGUGACUAUUGUGGGAAACGAUAUGCCCAAAAACGAUAUUUGCUAUUGCACAUUCGUACUCAACAUGGGAUUGAAUCCGGACUUGCAAUGGAGGUCAAUCCGGAGCACCUACUCAUGGAGGUGGAAAUGGACACCGAACCCGAACCUGAUGAAUCUAGUAGUAUUGAAUUGGAUUUAAAUAUUCCUAGUUUUUCUAUCGUGCAUCAUCAUAUUUAGUAAAUCAGGUAAAUGUGAUAAUCUAUAACUAACUCAGAAAUCUACUCAGCAUAAUUAAUUCUCGACGGCUUGUAACAAAAAAAUCUACAAUUAUUUUUAUGAGUCAAUGAUAAUUGCCCACCAACCCACCAAUAUUUUUAAUCGUUUUAGUUCAAUGUUAACGUCUCUGCAAAUUGAGAGAUUUCAACUGGAAUUUUUUUAAACGUGCUGUUAACAAGUUUUAUGUAUCGAUAUAUUUUUAACUGUCGUAACUUUUUAACAAUGUAUACUGUUAUAAUUAUUAUGAUCUAAAUGCAUUUUAAAAUCUAUCCUGUUCCAUAUGACUUUGUGCAAAAUAUAAGUAUAUACUUUCCAUGUACAUGUGAAAGAUUCAUAUCAGUAGAACAUUUCCUGUCUGUAUAAUAUUAUUACGAAUUUAUGACAUUCUGGUUGAAAUUACUAGAAUAUUUACGUGCAUGCAUAAUUCAAAUGACAAUUAUAGAAUUUGACAAAGGAGAUCAAUGUUCGUUUGAAUAAACUGUAAAACCAAAACAAUUCCACGUCGAUAUAAACUUCA